This is a messenger RNA of Psylliodes chrysocephalus, 16267 nucleotides long. Lineage: Eukaryota; Metazoa; Arthropoda; Insecta; Coleoptera; Chrysomelidae. The record is from the annotation of a GenBank genome assembly.
CAAUCACUUCGCUUGUAUUUUUUGCGGUAGACUGAGGCUAGGGACUUCUACGGAGCUGUAGCAGGUACCUGCUCGAUUUGUUAUUGUUUGUGUUUUUGUUACGUUACACCCGUAAUCCUUAAGGCAACUGAGUGAAAACCCUUCUCUGUCCUAAAGAUGCUUUUCUAAGAACUAGCUAUUUAACUUCAUAAACUGACCGAGACUGUAUUAUUCAAGAAACCAGAAUGCAAAAUAUAUGUUCUUCCCUUUAACAAAGUGUUUUUUGUGAUUUUCUCGAAUGAUGAUAAAAUCCUAGUGAUAGGGAUAUUACCCUUAAGUUUGAUAUGUGCGUUUGUGGGAAAAUGUUAAUUGUUUUAGUUAUCGUUUAUGGUUUACUAGUGAAUUCUCAAGGAGCUGUUGAUUUUAAUGAAGAAACGACUAAUAGUUUUGGAUUAGAAACAGUAUCAUCAUGUCCUUCAAACCAAUUCAGAUGCACAAACGGCAGAUGUAUACCGAUCAGUUGGCAUUGUGAUUCAAGUAGGGACUGUGAUGACGGCAGUGAUGAACCUCCGGAUUGUCAACAGAAUCAUAACUGUCGAAGUGACCAGUUCCAGUGCUCUUUGACCAAGAAAUGCUUACCGACGGGAUGGGUUUGCGAUGAAGAAAAAGACUGCGGGGUUUCCCAGGAAUUCGGAAAAGACAUCUCUGACGAAGACCCGAAACGUUGCGCGAAGGAAGCGAAGUGUAAAUGGAAUGAAGCACUGUGCGGCGAAGGUGUAGAAUGUAUACCUAUCAAGAAAUUUUGCGAUGGCCAGAGAGAUUGCGUGGCAGGUAGCGACGAGUGGGACUUCUGUCAAAAUGCGACUGAAACCUGCAAUAAAUUGCAAUGUUCUUUUGGAUGCAAACUGACUCCCAAAGGACCACUAUGUUACUGUCCAGAAGGAAAGAAGCCUUCAGAUAAUUUAUGCAUAGAUGCUAACGAAUGUGAGCUCGAUGACUCUUGCUCACAAAUUUGUAAGAAUACCCAAGGCUCCUUCGAGUGUUCCUGUGUUUCAGGAUAUCGAGCUGAAGGAACAGAUUGUGUAGCUGUCAACUUUCCACCGUCGGAACCUCCAUCUCUAAUAUUUUCCACUCAAACCGAAAUACGGAGAGUUACACUCAAAGGAAAAUCCUUCCCAGGAAAUUCAACUCUUCGACUUUUAAAUAGCAAUGCUUUAGAAUUCAUACACCGUAAUCAUACAGUUUGUUACGUUCAUCAUAAUAUUUCAAAAGCAUCACUAGUAUGUGCGAAUGUCAACGAUUUGAACCAAAGGUGGGUCGUACUUGAGAAAUCGCCUUUAUUGGAAGUAGAUUUGAUACAGCAAUUUGCUCUGGAUUGGAUUACUGAAAAUUGGUAUUUUAUGGAUGAUCAGAGAGAAGUUAUACUUGUGUGUACUAACGAUUUAAGCUGGUGUAAUAUCCUUGUUGAAUAUGAACUAAGUAAACCAAGAGCAAUUGCUCUGGACCCUACCAGUGGAUAUCUGUUCUUCACAAAAUGGGGUCAUUCACCUCCGAUGUUAGAACGUAUAAAUAUGGACGGCACAGGCCGUAAAGCCAUAGUGGACCAUACAAUAGUCUAUCCAUAUGGAGUAGCUGUAGAUUUCCCUACAAAAAGAGUUUACUGGGUAGACACAUACUUGGAUUAUGUAGAACGUGUAGAUUACAAUGGACAAAAUAGAAAAACUGUUCUUAGAGGGACCAAAGUUCAAAAUUUAUAUGGAAUUACCGUUUUUCAAAAUAGCAUUUUCGUUUCUUCAUGGUAUAAUAAUAGUAUACUGGAACUUCAUAAAUUUAAACAUGAGGAAAAAAAUAUUGUUGUUAAUAUUAGCAGGCCUUUUAAUGUUUACGUGUUUCAUAGACAGAGGCAGCCUGAUGUUGCUCAUCCGUGCAAAACUCUAAACGAUUGUGAUCAUAUGUGCAUCCCUCUAUGGAACGACAACAUUGCAAUCAAACGAUGCGCUUGUGCUACUGGAUAUACCUUAACAAACAAAACUAAAUGCAUUCUAAAAAUGCCUCCUAAUUUUUUACUUUUAUCGAAAAGCCGUCCAUUUUCAAUAAGAGGUAUAGAUUUGGCUACUGGAAAUGAAACUAUUGUCCCCAUUAUGAACAUUGGUAGACCUAAGGGAUUAGACUAUGAUGUUAAAGGGCGUAGUUUGUUUUUUGCUGACGCUCAAAGUAUGACUGUCAACAUGGUUAACCUAAGAAAUACCACAGAUCGCACAGUUUUAUUAAAAAACACUGUCUGUGAUGGCUUAGCCUUCGACUGGAUUUCCAGAAAUUUAUACUGGACUAGCUUAGAAAAAGGCAGUAUUAGUGUAACUAAAUUAAUUAAUAUAACUACCACUAGAACCUUAAUAGAAAGUAAUAACUACAGCCCAACUGCUAUAACAGUGGAUCCUCUUAAUGGUGUCAUGUACUGGGCCGAUUGGUCAAGUUUAUCACCGGAAAAAGGACGUAUAGAUACAGCAAACAUGGAUGGAACCAAUAAACACGCCUUUUUAACAGAAAAAAUCCACUGGCCCAGUGGUCUGGCGAUUGACCAUCAAGCUAAACGGAUCUACUGGUCUGACAAACAUUUAAAAAUAAUUCAAAGUGUUGACUUCGACGCUAAAGAUCGUAGAACUGAAACCAUUGGUAGUUUGGAGAAUCCUCACAGUUUGACGAUUGGCCACGGCCUUAAGAAGUAUUUAUUUUUUAUUGAGAUGACUAAAGGUGCCGUUAUGUCUUAUAGAAAUGAUACCGGAAUUAAGAAGAUUUACGAAGGAAACUUGCCGUUGUAUGACGUCAAGAUGUUUGAUUCUGAGUCUCAAAUAGGUGAAAAUGACUGUGCCGUCUCGACAUGCCCAGAACUUUGUAUACCAUUGCCAGAUCAUAAAUCUGUAUGUGCUUGCACGGAUGGUUUUCAAUGGAAGAAUGAUUCAUGUAUUAAAGAAAACAACGUGACUGUCCCUUCAUAUUGCCCAUCCGGUAAAUUUCAGUGCUUACAAAAAAAGCAUUGUAUUCCAAAUGAUUACCUUUGCGAUGGAGUGGAUAACUGUGAUGAUGGGUCUGAUGAAUCCGGUGAUCCAGGAGGUCCGUGUGAGAAUGUAUCUUGUGGUGAUAACCAAUUAAAAUGUGAUAAAACAACCUGCAUAGCUAAGCACUGGGUCUGUGACGGAGAGAAGGACUGUUUAGAUGGCACAGACGAAGAUCCAGGUACGUGUUCCCAAAUAUGUCCUCCCACACAAUUCAAGUGCAAGAAGUCCAGGAGGUGUAUACCAAUGGUUUGGCACUGCGAUAAUGUUCACGAUUGCGGAUUUGAUGAUCACAGUGAUGAAACUGAUUGCAAAACUUCUACAUGUGACGUAAACGAAUUCGCCUGCAAAAGUGGUCAAUGUAUUGCCUCACGUUACUAUUGUGAUUCCAUAAAAGAUUGCGAUGACGGUAGUGAUGAAAUCAACUGUAUGCAAUGUGAUCCUAUGAAGGAAAUCCCAUGUAAACCAAGAGACGAAUGUCUUCCUAAAAGCGUACGAUGCGAUGGAAAAACGAACUGCCCAGAUGGGUCAGAUGAGAAAGAUUGUGGGCAUACAGUUGAAUGUGAAACUGACGAAUUCACCUGCACAAACUUUGAAUGUAUUCCAAAGGUUUUUGAAUGUGAUUCUGAUCUUGACUGUGUCGACGGUUCUGAUGAAAUGAAAUGUGAUCCUGGUAGACUGAAAAAUGCUACAAACGCCAAAAGCCCAACGUUAACUUGUGAUCCACCUCAUAAGUCCUGUGAUAACAAUACAAAAUGUAUCUCGCCAUCUAAACUGUGCGACAACAGGCAAGAUUGUGCUGAUGGGUCGGAUGAAAUAGAUCAAAUGUGUACGGAUUAUAAUAUCACAGAAUUCAAACUAUCAUCAUCCUGUGAGUAUCCUUCGAGACUUUGUGAUAAUGGAACUAAAUGUAUUGAUGUUGAUAAACUCUGUGAUGACCGAAAAGAUUGCAAUGAUGGCUCAGACGAAGGUUUAAGAUGCUCGGAUAUGUUAUGUGAACAUAGUUUUGUGUGUUCUCACGACUGUCACAAUGCCCCAGAAGGUUUAAUAUGUACUUGUCCGAAAAAUUUGCAUCUACAAGCCGAUAAGAUUAAUUGUUUGGCAACACAUCCAUGUGAGGCAUGGGGAACUUGUUCUCAAUUAUGUAUACCAAGAGGUUCUCGGUUUAAGUGUACAUGUCAAGAAGGUUACGUCAUCCAAGAUGAUGGUUUUACUUGUAAAAGCACCGAUAGUGGAAGACCUUAUGUUAUAUUUAGCAACCGUCAUGAACUAAGAGGAGUAGAUCUACAUACAUUUGGUUUAAAAUCGUUUAUAGCAAGCUUAAAGAACACCAUUACUUUAGAUUUUUAUCACGCAAAUGACACUAAUAUGAUAUUUUGGACGGACGUUAUAGACGAUAAAAUUUAUAGAGGAACUGUAGUAGGCGGAUCGCUUGGAAAUAUUGAAGUAGUAGUUCAAACUGGUUUGUCCACAGCUGAAGGUCUAGCUGUCGAUUGGUUAGGUCAAAAUUUAUACUGGGUUGAAAGUAAUUUAGACCAGAUAGAAGUCGCUAAGUUAAAUGGUAGCUUCAGAAGAACGUUGGUAGCUGGUGAUAUGGAAAGUCCAAGAGCUGUAGCAGUGGAUCCAAGAGACGGAUAUCUUUUCUGGACUGAUUGGGACAAUCAACUGCCAAGAAUAGAACGAUGUUCUUUAGCUGGUUCAGACCGAAAAAUAGUCGUUAAAGUUGGCAAUAGCGGUUGGCCGAACGGGCUAACCUUAGAUUACACCAUUCGCCGAAUAUAUUGGAUAGACGCUCGUUCAGACUCUAUCCAUACUUCGAAUUAUGACGGAGGAGAUCACCACGAAGUCAUGAGAAAUCACGAAAUGUUGUCACAUCCUUUCGCCAUAACUGUAUUCGAAAAUUAUGUCUAUUGGACGGAUUGGAGGACAAACAGUGUAGUACGAGCAAAUAAGUUCACAGGUGGCGAUGUUAGAGUGAUUCAAAGAACUUUAUCUCAACCAUUCGAUAUCAAAAUAUUACAUCCUAGUAGACAACCGAGAGAUGGCAUUAAUCCGUGUGGUGGUAACAAUGGAGGAUGCUCCCAUUUAUGCUUAAUCCACUUAAAUCAUACUUACAAGUGUGAUUGCCCACAUAUUAUGAGACUUAGCAAUGAUAACAAGACCUGUGUAGUAAAUGAAAAAGUCUUACUAAUAGCAAGAAAUAAUGAAAUACGUGGUGUUGAUAUUCUUCAGCCUUACUACCAUACAAUUCCAACUAUAAGUAUUCCACAAGUUUUAAGCCCUGUUCAGAUAGAGUACUUAGCAGCUAACAGUACCCUAUUUUGGGCUGAUUUUCAUAUUAACGAAAUAAAACGGACUAGUCUAACACACGGACCAUCUGAAACACUUUUAGACACAGGCUUACAAAAUCCUUCUGGCCUAGCCGUAGAUUGGAUAUCAGAAUUGCUUUUUAUAUCUUCUAAAGUUGGUAUAAUGGUUUCUAACCUCAAAGGAGAGUACAUAACUAAGAUUAUCGAUAAUGUAAAUGUUCUAUCGGUAUGUGUAGAUCCGCCAACAGGUAAUCUGUACUGGAUAUCUUCGGUAAACGAUACCGAGACUGUAGAAACUAGUAAUAUGGAUGGUAGUAAUAGAAAAACGGUUGUUUCUAAUCUGAAAUCUAACUCUAAAAGUUUGACAGUCGAUGCCAAAGCUUCCAAAUUGUUCUGGAUAAGUGAACUAAAUGUCUAUAACAGUAAUUUUGACGGCUCGAACUUACAAAAAUUAAACCUAUCUGAGAAUAUAUCUGUAUCCGCGAUUACUGUUUAUCAAAAUAAAUUAUUUUACUCCGAUGAUAAUACACAGUCGAUACGUUCAGUUGAUAAACUUACAGGAAACAAUGAUUAUAUUCUUAGAAACAGUACUGGCAGCGUUUUGGCAUUAAGAAUAUACGAUCCGAGUGAGCAACAAGGUUCGCAUCCUUGUAGCGUGUUCAGAGGUGGUUGCCAACAUCUUUGCUUACCGAUUUCUGAUAAAACUUUGACCUGCAAAUGUGCUACUGGCUACAUCAAAGAUCCAAAAAAUAUCUUCAAAUGUAUUGGAGUCGAAGAAUUUUUGUUUUAUUCAAUUAAUUGGGAACUUCACGGAUUAUCUUUAGACGGAAAAAAUGAUAGCGAAGUGUUAGGACCAAUUUCUAGAGUGUCCAGCGCUACGACCAUUGACUUUUUAGCUGACGAAGAUCUACUUUUCUGGGCUGACAGCGAUCACGGAACAGUUAGUCGUGUAAAAAGAGACGGCACCGAAAGAAAAUUCAUCUUAGACCAACCAGAAAUUUUGGAGAACACUCCUUUAGAUUGGUUAACUGGUAUGGCUAUUGACUGGAUAGCCAGAAAUAUCUAUUGGUGUGAUUCAAAGCGUGGCACAAUCGAGGUGUCUCGUUUGGAUGGGAGCAAACAAAGUGUCUUGCUGUCAUACGAAAUUGGUAAACCAAAUUCCUUAGCUGUAGAUCCUGUUAAGGGUGUGUUGGUAUGGGCAGGUGGCUCUAAAAUUGAGAUAGCAACGAUGGACGGACAAAAUAGAAAGCUGUUAGUGAGCGAUGGCAAAGCUAUUUCAGACAUUGCCCUAGAUACAACCAACGAGUACAUAUAUUUUACAGAUAUACAAGCUAAUACUAUAGAAAGAGUGAGUUAUAUUGGGGAAAAGAGAUUGGUAAUGCUUAAUCACUCAUUAGAGAAUCCGAUAGCUAUAACUACAUUGGAUGAUAAAAUAUUUUGGUUAGAUACUACAUUUGAAAGAGGAAGCAUUUCUUCUGCUCUUGUUUCCAAUGUUUCUAAUUCCCAAGUUCUUCUCAGUGAUUUAGGCGAUUCGCUCAGAGAUAUACACAUUUUUUCAAAACGGAAACAAAGAGGCAGUAAUCCUUGUAGUACUAAGAAUGGUGGUUGCGAACAACUGUGUCUAUUUAACGGUACACAUCCCGUAUGUGUUUGUUCGCAUGGUAGAAUAGGUGCUAAUGGUAAAUCAUGUGAGCCGUUUGAAAAUUUUGUGAUGUAUUCGAGAGUGAUUAGUAUUGAUUCUAUACAAAUGGUGGGCGAUAAGAAUUUGCAGAAUUCACCACAUCCUACAAUUAAGAAUAGUACGAUGUUAAAGAAUGCUAUUGGAUUGUCAUUUAGUUAUAAACACCAAAGGUUGUUUUAUUCAGACAUACAAAAAGGCUCUAUCAACGCCGUAUUUUUUAAUGGAACCGACCACAGAAUUAUAGUAGAACGUCAAGGAUCUGUGGAAGGCCUAGCAUAUGAGCAAGUUUACAAUUCUUUAUACUGGACUUGUAAUAAUGAUGCCACUAUUAACAGAGUAAAUUUAACAAAUCGCAUGACUAAUUCCUCGGCUGUGGAGACUAUUGUACGCAUGCGUGUUCAGGACAAACCGCGUGGUAUAGCUGUUGACAGUUGCGGAAGUCGCGUUUACUGGUCAAAUUGGAAUCCUCAGCAACCUACGAUUGAAAGAGCAUUUUUGACUGGAUUUGGAAGGGAUAGUAUUAUCAAGACUGAUAUUAGAAUGCCAAAUGCUAUUACUUUGGACCAUAAGGCACAAAAAUUGUAUUGGGGUGAUGCUAGGUUAGAUAAAAUUGAGAGAUGUGAAUACGAUGGAACUAAGAGAGUUGUUUUGGCCAAAGUAACGCCACAACAUCCGUUUGCUCUAGCAGUCUAUGGGGAUUUUAUAUAUUGGACUGAUUGGAUGUUGCAUGCAGUAAUUAGAGCAGACAAAUUUACCGGACAAUAUAUUGUUUUACUCAGAAGAGAUGUAGCUAGACCCAUGGGUAUAGUAACCGUUGCAAAUGACACUGAAGACUGCUUUUCUAAUCCCUGUUUAAUACAAAAUGGCUUUUGUGAAGAAAUUUGUGGUUUGUCAGCUUCUGGACAGGUUGAAUGUUCUUGCGAAGAAGGUAGAAUUCUUUCCGAACAAGGGCGCUGUCAUGCGAAAAUUCUCACCAACUGCACAAAUGAUGGUGAUUCGUUUAGAUGCUCAGAUGGUGGUUGCGUUCCUUUCCAUCUAACUUGUGACGGCAUUCCACAUUGUGCGGACAAAUCCGAUGAAGAACCAGGAUAUUGUGGAUAUCGAACAUGUCCUUUGGGUUGGUUCCCUUGUCAAAACAAGAUGUGUAUCUCAUUAAAUCUAACCUGUAACGGUGUUGACGAUUGCGGAGACUCGACAGAUGAACAAAAUUGUGCUUGCCCAGAAGAAACCCAUUUCAGAUGUAAGAAUGGCGAAUGUCUUGACAUUGCUCAUAGAUGUGAUAACGAACCUGAUUGCCAGGAUAAAACUGAUGAAAUCGGAUGUGAAAUGCCUAACUGUACUGAAAAACACGGCAUUGGAUUCGUCAAUUGCAAGUUUACAACGACUUGUAUCCACAAAGAUUGGUUCUGUGAUGGAGACGACGACUGUUGGGACAAUUCUGACGAAGAAAAUUGUACUGUUGUCAGAUCCGCUUGUGACAAACAACAGUUCCAGUGCUUAAACGGAGCUUGUAUAGAUUUGAAGUUAAGAUGUAAUGGUGUAGCUGACUGUAAAGAUGACGAUACCACUGGCAUUGCUUUGGAUGAAAUAAAUUGUGGUAUAGAUAACAAAUGCACUAUGGAUCAGUUUAUGUGUGAAAAUGAUUCAAAAUGUAUACCACUUUCUUGGCAUUGCAAUGGUGUUCCAGAUUGCACUGACCAUAGUGAUGAAGAAAAUUGCCAGCAAAGAUGCCGAAGCGAUCAAUUCCAAUGCACAAAUAAAGAAUGUAUUCCAAAAUCGUGGCAAUGUGAUGGGAAUCCAGACUGUACCGAUCAAUCGGAUGAAAGUGAACAUUGUCAAGUUACAACUUGUGCUAAAUAUGAAUUCAGAUGUAACACUACCGGAAGAUGUAUUCCUUUGUCAUGGGUUUGCGAUGGUGAGGCGGAUUGUCAGGAUAACGCUGAUGAACACAUGUUGCAGGGCUGUAACUUCAUCAGUUGCAACACCAACCAAUUUCGUUGUGCAGAUGGUCAGUGUAUAGGCAAAAUCUAUUAUUGUGACGGUGAUCGAGACUGCAUUGAUGGCUCUGAUGAACCCCUCGAGUGUUAUAAAACAUGCGAUGACGACGAAUUCCGUUGUCAAAAUGACAAGUGCGUCCCCGACCACGCUAAAUGCGAUGGAAAAGAUGAUUGUGGUGAUGGCAGUGAUGAAGGUGUGCAUUGUGAGAACAGCGCAGAAGAUGGAUACUGUAAAGGAAAGGGAUGGUUCCAUUGUGAUAAUGGAGUUUGUAUCAAUGAAACGCUGUUAUGUAACAGUGAGAAUAAUUGUGGAGAUUUUUCUGAUGAAAAUAAGUGUAGAAUAGAUGAAUGUUCUGCAUCCCCGCAACCCUGCUCGCAAAUCUGCGUUGACAAACCUGUGGGCUACGAAUGUCAAUGUCACCUGGGCUAUAAGGUCAGCUCUAAGGAUGUUCAUCACUGUGAGGACAUAAACGAAUGCGAGCAACAGAAACCGUGCAGUCAAGUUUGCACAAAUACCAGAGGAUCAUAUCAUUGUAGUUGUGUGGACAAUUACAUAUUGCAUUUUGAUAAGCAAUCGUGCAGAGCCAAUUCCACUGUUAAAGUCAAUCUUAUAUUAGCAAACAGGUAUUAUAUAAGAGAAUUAGAUCUAAUGGGCCGGAGCAGUCUUCUUGCUCAUAACUUGACAAAUGCAGUAGCACUUGACUAUGAUUGGAAGAGUCAGUGUAUCUAUUGGUCUGAUGUGACACAACUUGGAUCUUCCAUCAAGCGACUUUGCAACUACAAGAAAAAUUCUACAGAAGUGGAGAUUUUACACUCACCCACUCUGCAAAAUCCGGAUGGCUUGGCUGUAGAUUGGAUUGGCCGAAAUUUGUAUUGGUGUGAUAAGGGUUUGGACACAAUAGAAGUAUCUAGUUUAGACGGAAAAUAUCGCAGAGUUCUUCACUCCAAGGGUCUAGAAGAACCUAGGGCAAUAGCCUUAGAUCCAACUAAAGGGUACAUGUACUGGUCAGAUUGGGGUUCUCGUGUUCAUAUUGGAAAAGCAGGUAUGGACGGUUCAAAUCCAAAAGUCAUUAUCAAAAACAACCUAGGUUGGCCUAACGCUUUGACCAUCUCUUAUGAAACUCAAGAACUCUUUUGGGCAGAUGCUAGAGAAGAUUAUAUAGCCUUCUCUGAUUUGGAAGGAAAUAAUGUCAAGGUUGUGGCUAGUAGAGAAAGAAAUCCCAAAUUCCAACUGCAUCACGUUUUUGCUAUAGAUAUUUGGGAAGAUUACAUAUAUUGGACCGAUUGGGAGACCAAAACAGUUGAAAGAUGCAACAAAUACACGGGCGAAGACUGCAAAUCCAUCUUAUCGACAGUUCACCGUCCUAUGGAUAUUCGAGUAGUUCAUCCUUUUCGUCAGCCAUCUGUCAAACAUAAUCCUUGUGCAACAGCUAACUGCUCAGCUCUCUGUCUCUUAACACCUUCAGCACCUCAUUUCACUUGCGCAUGCCCAGAAAAUUACAUAUUAGGCAAUGAUAGCCGUUCCUGUGUCGCCAACUGUACAACUGCUCAUUUUGAGUGCAAGACGAACUUCAAAUGUAUUCCGUUUUGGUGGAAAUGUGACACACAAGACGAUUGUGGUGAUGGAAGUGAUGAGCCUCCAGACUGUCCAUCAUUUAAGUGUACACCAGGGCAAUACCAGUGCCAGAAUAGACAAUGUAUUCAUCCUUCAGAUCUAUGUAACGGGAAAAACGAUUGUGGCGAUGGUUCUGAUGAAAGUGACUGUCAACAUUACACUUGUCUUAAUACACAGUUUAGAUGCGAAGGUAAUUCAACAGUUCCCCCAAGAUGCAUACCUGCCAAGCAACGUUGCAACAAGCAUGUCGAUUGUCCGGGAGCCGAGGAUGAAUUAAAUUGUCCACCCGUCACUUGCCCACCUAAUCAAUUCAAGUGCCAAAAUGAUAAAUGCAUACCAGCCGUUUGGGUAUGUGAUAAGGACAACGAUUGCACUGAUAAUUCAGACGAGGAACAGGAUUGCGAUGCUCGUACUUGCGGAGCCCAACAUUUUAGAUGCAAUUCUGGAAGGUGUAUUCCACAUUCUUGGCUUUGCGACGGUGAUCCUGAUUGCUCUGAAGGAGAAGAUGAACCAAAAACUUGUAGUCAUCCAGAUUAUCAUACAUGCGAGCCUACUUACUUCAAAUGCAAGAACAACAAAUGUAUUCCAGGGCGUUGGAGGUGCGACUACGAAGGAGACUGUGGAGAUGGAUCUGACGAAGAAGGUUGCGUUCCGAGAAAUUGUUCAGAAUCAGAAUUCCGAUGCAAUAGUGGAAAAUGUAUACGGGGUGAUAUGAAAUGUGAUGGAGAAUAUCAAUGCGAAGAUAGAUCAGAUGAAGUCGAUUGCCAUAUUCAGUGUAAAAAUAACGAAUUUCAGUGUACGAAUCCAGGAAUUUGCAUCUUUUUAGCUUGGAAAUGCGACGGAGAAGUUGACUGCCCAGACGGUUCAGAUGAAGCCAAUUGCUCUGACACUUGCCCUCACAACGGUUUUCGAUGCAAAAAUGGUUUAUGUAUAUACGAACAGUGGCGUUGCGACGGCCAAAACGAUUGCGACGAUGGAUCGGAUGAACUAAAUUGUUUCUUUAACGUUUGUCCACCCGGUAGAUUCAGAUGUAAGAAUCAUAGAUGUGUUCCUAUUAGUGCAUUAUGCGAUGGAAAAAAUCAGUGCGGUGAUGGAAGCGACGAAGAUAAGCAUAUUUGUAGAAGAUACGGCCUUUGUCCGCCGACCCAGUUUUCCUGUAAAAGCGGGCGGUGUGUGGACACUUCUCUUCACUGUGAUGGUUCGGAGGAUUGCGACGAUGGAAGCGACGAAGCAGAUUGCGAAACGUCAGCUUGCAAAUGGAACAGCUGCUCGCAGAUAUGUGUGGAAGUCAGGCAAAAUCAAACUGUGUGCAAAUGUCUACCUGGUUACAGACAUACUGAUGCUGGACAAUGCCAAGCGAUGGGAGAUUUAGCUGAAUUAGUCUUAGCUGCUGAAGCUGAAUUAAGGCUUAUGUCGCCUUAUAAGAGCGGCGAUGAUGAUAAUAAACUGAGAAAAACUUUAGCAACGGCCCCUGGUUACAAAGUAGACGCGGUGGACAUUUUAUCAAGCGGUAGACAAGCUAUUGCAUAUUGGACUGACCAUCAAUCCAAGCGGGUCCAGUCCAUCGUUAUACACAUAGACAAAGAUGGACGUUCAAACAGAGAUGCCGAUGUUGCCAAGACGAUUUUAUCGAACUUACAAGAUCCUAGGGGCAUCAGUAUAGAUUGGAUAGCUAGAAGAAUUUAUAUAACCGAUGGGAAUAGGUUAUUAGCUGCUACUUUAGACGGGAAUUAUGCGUAUACGUUGUUUAAAGGAGACAUGCAACAACCAAGGGACUUAGUGGUAGCAUCAGAUCAAGGAGUGUUGUUUUGGGCUGAUUGGGGUCCUACUGCUAGGAUAGAAACAGCAAAUAUGGAUGGUUACAAAAGAAGAAUUCUUGUCAGUACUGGAAUAUUGUGGCCUACUGGAUUGGCAAUCGAUCAUGGUACAAACAGACUUUAUUGGGCCGAUCCAAAAACGAUGACAAUAGAAAGUGUCCUUUAUGAUGGAACCGAUAGGCAUAUUAUUAGACACUUUGAUAAAGACAUUCGUCCAUAUAAAAUAGAAAUAUUUGAAGAAAAUCUCUUUGUUUCUACUCACAAUAAACAUGAUAUAUUCAGGAUGAACAAAUUUGGAAAAGGAAACAUAACAUAUUUGGUACAAGGUCUUACUAGAAUUUCUGACAUUUUGAUAUUACACGAGCACAAGCAUGCCAAAAUGAAUAACACUUGUUAUGAUUUUUGUAAUGACAGCGAGUUUUGUUUAUUGACCCCUAGAGGAGCAACUUGUACCUGUCCUGAUGGUUAUGUCAAGGAUAAUUUGACUUGUAAAGCAGCGUCAUCAAGAAGUAAUGAAUGUUUCUUGAACUGUCAUACUGGAACCUGCAAACUAAUCCAAGGACAGGGCCAGAAAUGCAUUUGUCCCCCACAAUAUACAGGUCCAAGAUGCGAAACCUAUAGGUGUUCACAAUAUUGUAAAAAUCACGGAAUGUGCUAUGUCGACGUCCAUUCCGCUAAAAGUACAGAUUCAAAAUCACCACUUAAGUGCAAUUGUCCUCCACAAUGGACCGGAGAAAGAUGCGAAACACCUGUUGAUCUCUGUGAAGGGAGAUGUUAUAAUCAAGGUACUUGUGUUACAUUAGAAACAGGCGUACCCCAUUGCAGCUGCAAAACAGGAUUUUCAGGAAAUCGUUGUCAAAAUUGCGCCGGCUUGAUCUGUCAAAAUGGCGGAGUUUGCAGUAUCCGAAACAAUCAAGAAACUUGCAUUUGUGUACCAGGUUAUCGGGGUCGCUCUUGUGAAAUCUCUAUAUGCGGUAGUCAUGGUCGACCGAUAGGCGAUGGUUCAAAAUGUGCUUGCUCUCCAGGCUACACGGGCGAUACUUGUGACCGAAACAUGUGCGACAAUCAUUGUCAAAAUGGCGGCACUUGCCGACAAGGGGCGAAAGUACCCGAAUGUAUUUGCAGCAAGUUCUUCACCGGAAGGAGAUGCGAAAUAGACUUGUGUUCAGGAAGAUAUCCUCCCAGAGGGUGUGCUGAGAAGUGCACAUGUAAAAAUUCUGGAGUUUGCGUUAAACCCAAUGAAGAAGUUGAUGAAGUUGUGUGUCAGUGUCUUGAAAUGUAUUAUGGAUACAAUUGUGAUAAAUAUUUAUUGAGUCCCAACCCAUGCAUAAAUCGCUGCUUGAAUGGAGGCGUUUGUGUUCUUCCUGAUCCAGAUCAACCCCCCAUAUGUCAUUGUACAAGGCGCUGGUCAGGACCAUAUUGUGAUAGACCUACUGCUUGUGAUGAUUAUUGUCGAAAUGGUGGAACCUGUUCCAUCACUAGUGAAGGACUGGCAUAUUGUGUGUGCUCAAAAGGAAUAAGUGGAACAAGAUGUGAACUUAACAGCUUUGGUCUGGAGGAAGAAGUUGAAACUCGUAGCGUUGUAGUACCAGUUUUAUCAGCUAUCGGAGUCAUUAUAGUUGUACUGAUCGCUGGUUUCUUAGUAUUUGAAUACAUCUUUAAGAAAAGAACUACAUUUUCACAUGAAAGAUUACACGAGAACGAUUUUAGUAAUCCAAUCUACCAAGAAAGGGAUGCCGAACCUUUCACUUUAGAUGCCGACAAAUCUGGUAACUUUGCUAACCCGGUCUAUGAAUCUGUUUACAAUGGGACGAGUAGCGUAAAAGACGAAAAGGCUGUGCUUCUAGAACAUAGUGUUGACGAAGCAGUUAGGCCGCCAACAGAAGAACUUUAGUUCCCUAAAAGUAACAUAUCAAUUUUUUUUAUUUUGUAUAAAUAUACGAGUCGAUCAUGAAUCAGUCAGUUCUGUCAAUUAUUAUUAACACACAUCAAAGUAAUAUUAAAAAAACUUGUUUUUAAGUAUUUUUUAAUAUACUACUUAGUUUAAAGUUUUUAAUUUUUAUGUUUUGUUUCAUAAUAUAUGUAUAUUUUAAAACAAAACAUUGACAGCUUGGAACAAGUGAAUAUUUUUUGAAAAUUUGAUACGAAACGAUCGUUAUCUAUUCAAAUAAAUAGGGUAUUUUUAAAAACACCGACAACUGUUUACAGGAGAUACUUAUAUGGGAAUCAAAUGGUAAUUUAAUAGAUACAAGGUGUUUACAGAUCAAUAAUUAAAAAAUAUAUAUAUAUAUAUCUGAGCUCGUUAGAAUUGUGUAUUUAACAGUAUGUAUCUUGAAAAAUAGUUUUAUUUUUCUAUUUUUAUUCCUAAAUUUUUUUUUAUAAUUUACCUCCGUCGGUAUAUAAAAUAAAUAUUGAAUAUAUAAUUUUGUACAUAUUUCCUUCUUUGAUGUGUGUUCCAUUUAAUGCUUCUCUAUUGUUAAAUGAAUUAAAUUAAUUGCUGUGACUUGUGCCAUUUUUGGGCAAUUGUUGUAAAUUUGAGGUGUUUAUUUUAUAAUUUCUCGUUUUUAUUAUUGCCCAAUCUAAUUUGUAAUUUUGUACCGAAUAGCAACCUCAAAAUUAACAAAAACACCGAAAUCGGAUUCCGCUGAAUAAAAAUUCAAUUUAUUAACACUAUAACUGUGCCAAAAAUAACAGUAUUAAAACGUAUUUUAGGGUGUUACUAACAUGUGGAAUGUAGAGAAAUACCUAACAAUGUUUGAUCUUAAAAAAAAAACACUAACAAAAAAUAAAUAAAUGUUAUUUUGAAAAAGUUAAUUAUUCAAUGAAUAUAUUAUCUGCCCAUAUAAACAGAAUAAAACAAAUGCACUUAUUACGUAAUCACACUGUAAAUAAUUGAUAAUUAAUACUGUACACUGUUGGUUCGUGUUAGUUUUAAUAUAAUCGUGUUUUUGUUAAUUUUUUGGAUUGAAACUAACAAAUAAUUCAUACGUCCUUGUAAAUAAUGUGACUGAUAUUAAAUCUAUUAUAUUUUUUACUAAUAUUCACGAUAAAGUUUUAAUUUCUUUUCGUAUUAAGUACAAUGGUUGUGUAAAUGAUUUUCUUUAUAUAAAUCAUAAAAAAAUAAUCCAUAUUCGGUAAUAAUUUAAGACAAUAGUAAAUACUUCUGGGAGGUAGACAUGUGUAUUUUUUCUAAUUUGAGAGAUAUUUUUCAGUUUCUAUUGGGUGGCAAAACCAGUGUGAAAAGAUGAGAUUUUAUCAAUAUAGUAGAAAAGUUUAAUGCAGAGAGCUUAUCAUAAAAAUAUCGGACUUCUUUUGAUUUUAUCACUAAAAAUCACUUAAUUAUCUUUUGUAGCAUACUGUUUGUUUUACUUUGUUAUCCCAGCGUUUUCAUGGACGAUCCACUCAGUGGCGAAGUCAAACUUGAUUUUUGGGUAUCCAAGUUUCCAGGGGUAUGGAAUACCCCCCAAAUAGUUCCGUGGUCCCUCACCUGAAAAUAUUGAAAAUUAAUUAUUCAGAAACCCAUUUCUAAGCUACUACAUCUUUAAAUUUUCUUUUGAAACAUUGUUUAACGUAACAAAACUUAAAAUCGUUAAGAAAAAAGUCAAAAUGAACCUGACAAACUUUUUAGUUCUUCAUUUAUAGAAAACAAUCAAUAAGCAUUACUUCAAAAGUUUGCUUUGCUUUAUUUUUGAAAAAUAAUAUUUAGACGAUUUUAAUUAUUUGCUUAUCCAAACACUUUCCUUAUGUUUUUCUUAUCCUAUGACUAGAUUUUGAAGUUAGAAAUCCAUAAUUCUUUAAAAUCCAAAAAUUAUCCUU